CGUUCUAGUUGGCGCGUAAACCCAACAAUUUCUCUCCUCUCUUCUCUCUCACCGACAGACAGUGAUCUUUGCUUCUCUCACACUCCCCUCCAUACCCACCCACCACCACCUGACCACCACCACCUCCUCAAAACCGCCGCUAACAUCUUUCUCUCUCUCUUUCACCUCGUUCAUUCACCACCUGUAGCCAUGGAUUUCGCAUCCCGAGGCAGAUCUUAUAACGUUAUUAAUAUUCUUUUUGUUAUCGUUUUAAUUGUGACGGGCUCAGCUAUUGAAGUCUGUAAUGCUUCAAUUCACAUUUACAAUAACGAAGUGUUUAGCGAUGUUGGAAAUGCUUACCUUCUUUCUGGUGGUAGCGAAGGCAUUGUCGCUUCUCUCCUGAAUACUGGCCGCUCUUAUAUCAGGUUCAAGGAUAUUACAUUCUGGAGGACUAAAGCUGCUGCUGAAGAGCACUCAGAAAUGGAGCACAGUACAGGAUUGAUACAGGUUGUGAUUUUCGAGGCAGCUGACCGAAAUAAUAUUGGUGGUUCUGCUUAUGGUGGACAAAGAUCAAUUUGUUGCACUCCCGAUCUUGCUAAGCUAGAAGGUUGCAAGCAAGGUGAAGUCAUUAGGAUACCUUCAGCAACAGAUGUCAAGUGGCCUAUUGUUAUGAAUGUGCAAUUCAGUGGUAACUACUUAUCAACAGAGAUAAGGAAUGAGGUUGUAAAUAUCACAAAGACGGGAAUGUAUAACUUAUUCUUCAUCACAUGCGAUCCUAAACUCAAGGGAUUAAUAAUGAGUGGAAAGACAGUUUGGAAGAAUCCUGAUGGUUAUUUGCCUGGCAGGAUGGCCCCUUUAAUGAAGUUUUAUGUGUUCAUGUCUCUUGCAUAUCUUUUGCUUAUUGUCAUUUGGUUCACACAGUAUAUGAGGUUUUGGAAGGAUAUUUUGCAACUUCAGCAUUGCAUUACAGCCGUUGUUGCCCUAGGAUUGUUUGAGAUGAUUCUUUGGUAUUCUGAGUAUGCGAACUUUAACAGCAUGGGUAUUAGGCCAGUUGCAAUUACAACUUGGGUUGUGACUGUUGGAGCUAUAAGGAAAACUCUUGCUCGCCUCCUUAUACUUUCAGUUUCUAUGGGUUAUGGAGUUGUGAGGCCCACUCUUGGUGGUCUUACAUCGAAGGUGAUUCUUCUUGGAUUUACAUAUUUUUUGGCAUCUGAGUUGCUUGAUAUUACUGAGUAUGUGGGAAACAUCAAUGACGUAUCAGGAAGAGCAAGACUGUUUCUAGUCCUUCCUGAUGCAUUCUUGGAUGCAUUUUUGAUAUUGUGGAUAUUUACAUCUCUUUCAAGAACAUUGGAGCAGCUACAGGCAAAAAGAAGUGCUGUUAAGUUGGAUAUCUACAGGAAGUUCUCAAAUGCACUAGCUGUGGCAGUGAUAGCUUCUGUUGCUUGGAUAGCUUAUGAGGUUUACUUCAAAGCAACUGAUCCAUUCAAUGAAAGGUGGCAAGGUGCUUGGAUCAUUACAGCAUUCUGGGACAUUCUUGCAUUUGCCUUGCUGUGUGUUAUUUGCUAUCUUUGGGCUCCUUCUCAAAGCUCACAACGGUAUGCCUACUCAGAAGAAUUAGGAGAGGAAUCUGAUGAUGAAGAAGCACAAUCUCUAACAAGGGGAAAGUCAGACGGUGAUAUCAGUUUAGUCGAAAAGAAAGAAAAGAACGCAGGGAGCACGGAUGUCUUUGAUCAAGAGAAUGAGACAGAAGAAGAUAAGAGAGAAUGAUUUUUGGAAAAACAUAUUCUCACAGGAACCUCAUACAGCAGUGCUGAACAAUCCUGUUACUAUGAGCUCAAAGAGGUCAUUACCUAUUAUUUCACAAAUACUUCCACUUGGGCUGCAGAGGUUUAAAAUUUUGACUUAAUGUGAUUCUGCUAGUUCACCAGGGUGAAUAUACUGCCAAAUUUCUUGUAUUUUUUCAUACCAUUAAUUUGUAUCAUUGUGUAAUUGUAUCAAUGAGUAAGGGUGGCUUUUGGAGUGUA
Ricinus communis (castor bean) is the source of this 2003-nucleotide messenger RNA. RefSeq names its product transmembrane protein 87B. NCBI's taxonomy places the organism in Eukaryota, Viridiplantae, Streptophyta, Magnoliopsida, Malpighiales, Euphorbiaceae. The coding region runs from base 190 to 1746 and encodes 518 amino acids. The transcript has 5 exons. Gene Ontology annotation, cellular component: membrane; Golgi apparatus. The record is from RefSeq and is a predicted model, not a curated record. Gene Ontology annotation, biological process: transport.